CGGGCUGGGCGCGGGGGGAGCGCCCGGAGCGCGGCCGGCGGUGGAAGUUGUUCGCGCAGUUAUAAUUAGCCCGGCCGGGGUCUGAGCGAGCCGGGCGGAGGAAGGGGGAGGAGUGUAACUUUUCGCAGCUCGGGAAGCCCAAGGUUGUCUCUGGUUACCGCUGCCCACGGCCCGGCGGGGGGGCGGGACGCCCGCAGGAAGCACCGGCGCUCCUUCCACAAAGGCCAAAUGGUGGCAGGAGCCGCGGGAGCGCGGCAGGAAAGGGCUUUCCCUGAAUCCCAGCGGCUCCAUCCUGGCGCUCCUGAUCGCUGCCGCUUGGUAGUUGCGACUUAAUGUAUCAGCUGCAGUUACCUUUAUAAUAGCAGGUUUUGUUUGGCUUAGGGAACGUGUGUUAGUCUGGGCUACGAGCAGGUGGAUGGGGCUGGAGGAGCGUAAGAUGGGUCUUUAUGCAUAUUGCAGAUUAAGCUCGCAAAUAGGUGCAGUUAAUAAUUUCUGCCCUAGUUAGGCCUGGAAUUUUUCGAGCUGCGUUGGAAUGCUCGUUUCUGAAAGCAUAGGUAGGAGCCUUAUGCAGUAGUUUUCCACUUUAUUUUUGAUGUGGCUAAAAUUCCAUAGUUCAGGCACUUAACUGCAGUGUGGGAAAUACCAUUAACAUUGAAAUGAUGCUGUAAUCUCAAAAUUCUAAAGUGACCCCCAAACACAUACUAGGGAGGGAAGACAAAAAGUAAUCCACUAGAGAUAUUCAUAGUGGUUUGCAGCUACUCUGUGUCUUCUAUAGUUGUUUUUUUUUUCCUAACAGAUUGUAAAAACUAAACCUAAUAGCGUUACUUCUGUACUUCUUCCUGACACUCAACACAGUGUGAAAUCAUACAGGGCAAAAGUCAAAACCUCCACAGUUACUUCUGCAGGAAUCCUUUGAAGUAUCUAAUAAAGAAAUUAAAUUUGAAAACUUCUUGACUUCAUCUCCUUCUAGCAAAAUGUUGGACUUCUAAAACACAAGUAACAGUACUAUUUUUUUAUCCAGUGGUUCUAAUUUUGUUGGGUUCGGGUUUUUUUACCUAAGGUACUAAAAUCUAAAACUUCGUAACAUUUUACUAUGCUUGUUAGCUUUGUGCAGUUGUUUUAGCAUUAAAGAAUCCUAAAACUCUAAAACAUGUGUUUUUAUAUUCAGUGUAUAGAAAAUGCUGUGCCUGCACACAUCUCCCUGUGACCUAACAAGUAUAUUUUAAUGAUGCUCGAUAGUGACCAUCUGAAGUCUGCUGUUUCAGAGCAAAUAGUCGCAUCAUCCUACCUCUGUGGAUGGCUUGGCCUCUGGGAUAGUUCAAGACUCUUGGAUGAGCACGCUUUAUGCAAAAUCCAGAAUCUUCCUGCCUGGACUCCUUUCUGUUUUCUAAGGGUUCAUGUUGGGGAGAGGCCUAAAGCGCAAGCUGAGUGACUAUGAGGAGAGCAUGGCUGGUCUCUCGAGUGCCUUUGAUUCCAGUCGAAGUCUGCCCUACCCACUCAAGAGGCAGCUGGUGCUCAACAUGUGCCUCACCAAGUUACAGACGUACAAAAUGCUGGUGGAGCCCAACCUGCACCGCUCCGUCCUCAUCGCCAACACCGUGCGGCAGAUUCAGGAGGAGAUGAGACAGGAGAGCAGCCAGCAGCCAGUGAACAUCUGCCCUGGCAUUGCUCCUGCUUCUCACAGCUACACAGGGAUGGAGUCACCUGGGAUUCCCCUUCAGUUGCCUUCAGGUGUUGGUCAGCAAGAGUCUCACUGCUGUGACCUGCGGUCUGUAGAAGACCCGAUUGAAAACAGCCUGCUGAUCGUUUCAGACGACGACAUGUCAUCUGCUAUUUCGUCUAUUCUGAAGGAUUUAGACUUUGUAGAAGAUAUAAGCCCACCUACUUGUCUGGUUCCUACUGGAGAUGACCAGCCAAAGUUUCCAGAAAAUACUGGUCUGAAACUAGAAGAUGACAGACAGGAUUUGAAGGGAGCUGAAUGUGUGUUUGGUUCCUUUGAGAUUUCAAAUUCAACCAGUUACUUGAAGGAUUUGGCAAUAGAUGACAUUUUUGAAGAUAUUGACACUUCAAUGUAUGAUUCAGACUUCUGUUGCCCUCCCCUGAUGCCGCCCAGAUCACCAUCUCUUGCUACAGAAGAACCAUUGAAAACCUUCCCAUCUUGUAAUUCUUCUUCAGCAAACAACAUUCAGAUAUGUAGAACAGAUCUGAGUGAGUUGGACCACAUCAUGGAGAUUCUCGUUGGAUCCUGAUACUUGUUUUACCCAAAGAUACUUUUAAACUGCCACUUUCAUUUGGUUUCAGGAUAAAAGCCACUGGAAUAGUUGUAAAGAAUUCUUUAAAAAACAAACUAAAUAAUAAUUUGUCCAUAGUAGGAUUUUCUAAAUAAUUCCAAAACUUAUAAACCAAAAAAGUGGCAGAUUUUUUUAAAAAAAAUAAUUAUUUAUCAGAACUGUGCAAUCAUCAUUUUCCUUCCAGGGUGUAUGUGGAACAAUGGGCACAUACCCUCAUCACCCCUCAUGCCUCUUUCAAUAAACUUUUUUAUGUGCAAUUUUUAAUUUGACAGAAGAAUUUACAUGCAAAGCAAAUUUCAUAUGAGGUGAUCUUUUACAAUGCCUCCACUUUAUUUUUAAUAUCAGAGUUUAUGCCAAGCUGGCAUCUGUCAAGUUGCAAGAGUUAGAUUGUGUGGAUUGCAGACACGUUACUAGAGAUGGGUAUAUUUUAAAAAUGAGACACGCUUUGCUUUCUUUUCGUCAGAAAAGCAGAUCAAGACACUUACCAACAAAGUCUCUUGCAUUUUCUAAAGCAUUCAGAACUAUUUAUUUUUGUAAAUUUUAUAGUCUUUCUACAUUUUACUACGUUAUUUCAUCAUAGUUCAAAUAUAAUGGACUUCUAGUUGGAUGUGUUUAGCACUACCUCUGAGCUGAAAUGCUUUAACUCUUUCCAGUGCUUCAUCUGAGACUGCAAAUCUUUUUGUUUCUGUUUCUUUCUGGGGGAAAGUAUUUCUAACUCAUUAAGUUGAUCCUUUGACAGUGACCUAGCUGAUUUGUGAAAUCAAGGGUAUUCAAUGUUUAAAAACGUUUAAGUAUUUACAAAUUAAUUUAUAUGUAGAUUGUGCAAUUUAACAUUUUUCUGUCAGUAUUAUGUGCUUAGAUUUUGAAUAAUCUUGGCGUUCUUUAAAUUAAAACUUAUUAUGUACAGGUAGCUUUUUAUUCUCUUUUGGAAAACACUGUCCUUCAACCCUGCUUUCACUACAAAUUUUAAGAUGAUUUUUAUGUGCAAUAUUAUUUAAAAAGAUAAACAUUUGUAUACCUGGCAUUGUGGGAAGAAACGCUUCAAACUUAAAACCUCUAGCACCUUUGGAGGAUACUCAGUCAACAUUUCUGCGUCCUUUCAGAAGCCAAGCUGAGAACAGAGACCACAUCACCCACUGCUGUGACAGCCCCUGGAGCUGCCAGGGCCGUGCCCAGUCAGUGCUGCUGGCUCUGUCCCUCCCAGGGGCUGGGGCCACCUGGGCUUUGGGACCUUGGAGCUGCUGUCCUGGGUGGGGCAGAGCUGUUUUUAUACAGAUACACAAACACCCUGCUCAGCUGGAGAUGAGAUUUGCAGUGAGAACUGUUUUUCCAUCAGGCAGUUUGGGUUCUGUGUUUCAGCCUGGACCGAGGUCUAGAUCAAUCCCUGCUAUCGUCUUCUGAGUUUCACACUUGCACAUUGCUUUUUGGUUUGGGUUCUGUUAUUUUUUUUCCUCCUUUUUUAAUUAUAAAACUUUGACUUUGUUCUUGAAAGCUGCAGCACCUGUCUUGGAAACUUGCAGUUGUAAAAUCUUUGCUUUGGUUUGUUGUAUUUUUUGGUUUUUUGUUGUUCUGCUGAGACUUUUUAUGAAGGGAGCGUCGGCAGAGGGAAAAAAUGUUGUCUGUGUGUUGCAUCUCACAGAAGUUGAAAUCCUGGCCCUGUUGAAGGGGCCAGGGUGUCACCUGGUAUUUCUAGUCUUAACUGAUGCUGUGGCACACCUGCCUUGUGCAGAGAUCUCCAUUUUUUACUGUGACUCUCUUGGUUAACAGUUAGCUGCCGACAUAAUUUGGUGUCCCAGGCCAAUGGAGAACCAUUUCAGGUCACAUCCUCGCAGCCAUCUGGGUUGUUCAGCAGCCCAAGGGUAUAAAUGUAUUUAUAUGCAUAUAUUGUAUUGAUUCUAAUAUAAAACUUCUGAUCUAAAGCAUUUUGAAUUGCUGGAUAAAGGGAUUUGUUUGAAGAGUGUAUAACUAGUUCUUGAAGAGGUACAGCUUCAGAAUGUACACAGAUUGUGCAUUGUGUAUAGACUACUCUGGCUUUUCCUCAGCCUCUACUUUUGUAUUAAAAAUAUGACUGAAUAAAUCCUUGAAAUAUUAAGGGCCUUCUGCACUGUGAUGAAACAGAGAUGCGGUUAAAAAUGUCUUUAAAUUCAGUGAUGAGGGAUAAAAUGAAAAGACUGUGUCUAAUCUCUUUUUGCAUUUGAAAAUACGGAAUGUUACUAUGCAGUAAAGAUAUUUUGAUAUGAAAAUUGUAUCAUAUAGCAAAUAGUGAACACUUAAUAAAUCCACUUACCCUGCAGUCUCUACAGAAACAGAAGACAACUUUUCAUCAUUUAUGUACUAAAGUUUUUUGUAUACUGCAGCAAAAGAUUUAAUUGUUGGUAGAUCUUUUAUCAACAAUUCAAAAUGCAAUUUUUGUACAAGUCCUGCUACAGAGCUCUGUUUCUAAUUGGUUGCUUGUGUCACAGUGCCAAGACCAUGAACUGGUGUGUAAUGCAGUUCGGUUAUGUUUGGAAUUAUGUGCAAAGGGAAGUUUAAUUUUUAAAUAUGCACAAACUAAUUUUAAAAUCCUUCCAUGUAAAAUGAAGUUAGAGGCUAGUUGUGGUGGACCUAUUUAUUGUAUGUUUGGAAAUAAAAGCCACAGUUUUGCAUUUAAACCAGUUAUA
Messenger RNA from Catharus ustulatus (Swainson's thrush), 4951 nucleotides. RefSeq names its product SERTA domain-containing protein 2-like. The record is from RefSeq and is a predicted model, not a curated record. Gene Ontology annotation, cellular component: nucleus. Bases 1398 to 2249 code for a protein of 283 amino acids. Gene Ontology annotation, molecular function: transcription regulator activity. NCBI's taxonomy places the organism in Eukaryota, Metazoa, Chordata, Aves, Passeriformes, Turdidae. The transcript is spliced from 3 exons.